UGGGCGAAAAGCGCGAACCGAAAGAUUCGAGUCGUGCUGUUGAUGGCAAGACCCUUACAGAUGUGAUUUCUGAGUGGAUCCAGGAUCAUUGGCAGUGCCAAUGAUACUGCGAAAUAACACGCUCGAAUUAUUCAUUCUCGAAGCACAUGUGCAUCGCACGCGAUGCGCCAAACAUUCUUCGAUCAUCCUUGGCAGAUUCCAAUGCUGCAAGUAUGUCCCCAUUUCUCGCGCUGAUUGCCGAAAGAGGCAUCCUGACAGCACAAUGCUCAAUAUGUGAGACAUGCCGGGCUACGGGCCGAUGCAAAGGAUUCAUUGCCGAAUGCCUUGAUCUGUGUGGUAUUUCACGCGUCGAAGAGACAAAAUGUCCGGUCGCUCGUGGAACUUGAGGCAUACGGCUGCCCUCUGAUCUCCAACAAGAUGCUGCACUUUGUGCUUGCUGCGCUGCUAAGCGGCGCUCAGGCGCAAUCGCUCGUUCCCGCAUACGGCAUUAGCGCAGAUGCUUCCAACUCAUGUCUAAGACGAAGUGUGUUCGUCUAUACUAGCGCGUCGUCGACAUACGUGGUCACGAAUCUGGGGUCGACGAGCCUGGCAGCCACGCCUUCGUUCUGCAGCAAUGCUACAACUACGACUUCUACCGUCUACGGAUCUGUCUCGAUAUCGACAGUUACGCUGAAUGGCAGUGAUCAAACAAUCACUACAGCGCUGCCGGCGUCGACAAUCACCAUCAUUCAACAGCCUACAGACAGCCCACAGUUGCCUGCGAAUCAGACUAUCAACUUCGAUGCUGAUUCUGCAGCCUAUCAGACUUCAGCGUCUGGGCCUCAAGUUUCUGCAGAGGUUGUUACAGCUGGGCCAUUGCAGCCAUACAGGGGAGACAACUACCUUCUCAUCACUUUUGGCUCCACCGGAGCAACUGCUGUCAAGCGACAAACUAGUCAGCCACAAGCCUACAAUGUCACGCAGCUGUUCUCUGCUGUAGCGGGCAAGACCUACACACUCAACGCAUAUGCUUCGGAAGCGCAGAACGGAGAUGCGGCACCAGAGUGUUUCCUCUCCAUCUGUGCCGGAAGCACCUGCAGUCAAGCCUUCGAUUUGACCUCAAGCUACGCCUUGUACUCUUACCAGUGGACGGCACCUGGCGCGAACGCGAAUGCUCUAGCGACGUUCAGUGUCCAGUGUUCAGGACCAGCAUACAUCGCUCUGGACGACAUUUCUGUCGCCACUAGUUCGCAGCCUGCGCCUGCGACCCAGACUGUAACGCAAUAUGUCACACAGACCAGAGAUGCAGUGACGGAGACUCAAGAUGGUUCGUCUCUGGUCUACGAGACAGUGACCGCUAUUACGACAGCUCGAGAUACGGUCACUGCUUACACUCUGUCCCUUUCAGUUCAAAAAGCUAGCACAUCAACGACAACAGAAUACACCACUGUGCGAGAGACUACGACAUUAAGCCAGCCUCAAAGUGUGGUGUAUGAGACGGUGACUGCUACUUCGCUGGCACUCGUGACGGAAACAGCCUUCAGUCUUUCGAUAGUCAGUCUGAACGCAAGCACUUCGACGACCACGGAGGUCACCACUGUUCAACAGACUACCACACUAAGUCAAGCGCCAUCAAUCGUCAUCGAGACAGUCACUGCCACUACGACUGCUAUAGUAACAGAGACUUCGCUCUCGUUCCCAUUGGCAAGCACCCAUACAACAACCGAGAUUGCCACGCUUCAGCUUACGGCGACCGAGACGUAUCCUUUGACACUGCCACGAGAGACAUAUACGCCGUUCGCAGAGACGAGUCUCUUGACGAUGACCCUUGAGCCAUCAACUGUCACGGCAACGCGAGUCGUGACGCCACCAGCUGUCACGGAAACGGUAACCUCGACUCUGCCCAGAGACACCACAACACUUCCUGCAGUGACCACGACUCAAAGUGCGCCAUCUCUGCUGCCUACGACAUGUCCACUAGCUGGAUGUGGUCGCCAGUCGACAUUCGCUGGACUUUCUGGCAUCACGCGCGAACAGUGCCAGGCAAGUUGUGCUUCCACCACAGGAUGUGUGUCAUUCCAAUACGGAAGCCAGAGACAAGGGGUAUAUGAUUGCUAUCGGUUCAGCGUACCUGUCUCGCAAGCUCGUAUUCCUACAUACCCAAGCGAUUCCAACUAUGCCAUUUGCUCUCAGUACUUUUGGUAUGAAGCAGACGGAACUUGCGCGCAACCGCCAACUUCGACUGCAGUGCGAACUACGACCUUGCCCGCCUCUACCAUCACAUCCACAACGACCGAAUACGUGGAUCAUGGCUACGAAUCUAUUUGUCCGACACCGCUGGUCACCGCCAUUGUCGCGCCAGGAACCACCAGCAGCUACCAGCCUCUUUGCAACAGAAUCUUCUACGCCUACAUUCGCACAACUUCCACUUCGACCAACCUGGCCAACGGGGCUACAUCCACGUACCUUGUCGGUAUCGGGACUCCAGCCGUCACGCCUGCGACAGACGCAUCAGCGUGCUAUCGACAAUGCACUCCCAUCACUACUGCGGGUUCUACGUGGCCGUGCUUAUACGCCAACUGGUACACGUCGAGUUACAGCUCCUCUACUUCCACGAUGACUGCGAGUUAUUGCAGUAGGGGUUAUGGCACACUCAUGUAUACGUACUCUUUCAACUCGGAGUAUUAUAACCAGAACAAUAAUUACUGGAGUACGUCGUAUGUGGCAUAUGUGCCGGCCACGGCUACAGCGAGGCCGACGCCUGCUUGAACGGGAGUUGGGUAUAUUGGUGGUGAAAUUGAUCGUUGGAUCACGGGGGAUAGUAGUCUCUGCUUUAUGUUGCAAUGGAGGGGUACACACCCGGUCAAUGUCUUGAAGUUCCUCGGAGAAAGGCUAGCAGAUGCUUUCGUCCGGAGUAUGGCUGUACAUGGCUGGAGGUGCUGCUGUGCCUCCAUGCGCCGUCGCAUAUGCGGGGAGAGUUUCUCAACGAUGGGAAGGUCCAAUUUUAGACUAGUGAUCCAUAGACUAUUGCGCUCUAUUAGGCUCUUCAGCUCAGAUUCUGCCAUAUAUGGAAGAAUUCUAGAAAUUCUUGAGC
Cercospora beticola is the source of this 3073-nucleotide messenger RNA. RefSeq lists its product as uncharacterized. Lineage: Eukaryota; Fungi; Ascomycota; Dothideomycetes; Mycosphaerellales; Mycosphaerellaceae. The record is from RefSeq and is a predicted model, not a curated record.